Molecule: messenger RNA, 849 nt
Organism: Lodderomyces jiufengensis
Lineage: Eukaryota; Fungi; Ascomycota; Pichiomycetes; Serinales; Debaryomycetaceae
Product: PRY1
Exons: 1
Coding region: 1-849 (282 amino acids)
Cellular component (GO): extracellular region
Source: RefSeq, a predicted model, not a curated record
AUGAAAGUGCAGGAUUUCAUACUAUUUGGUUCACUAAUAUCACUAAUUCAAUCAGCUAUAGUCGUAGUUACUGAAAUAAAAUACGUAACAGUACUGAGAGUUCCAAUAAUAAAUGAUUUAGGUACAAUUUUUACUGAAGUUUUGCUAGAAGAUACACCAACUCAAAAUCCUGAACCAACUCCAAUUAUUGAAGAACCACAACCAGCAAUAAUAACAGAUUUUGAACAACCACAACCACCUCAACCAAUUGUUGAAGCUACAGUCAUUACUCAAAUACAUGAAGUUGUUGUCCCAAUAGAAGAAGAGCAGCCUCAGCUAGAACCUCAACCCCAAUUACAACCACAACCUCAGUUGGAACCUCAGCCAGAACCUAAACCACAACCAGCGCCUCAAGCACAACCAGAACCACAACAAAAACAGAAACAAGAACAAGCACCUGUACAAUCAGGUCCAUCAUUUGCGCAAGAAAUUUUAAAUGCUCACAAUCAAAAGAGAUCAUUACAUGGAGUACCACCAUUAAUAUGGGAUGAAAACCUAUACAAUUAUGCUCAAAAUUACGCUAAUCAAUUUGAUCAAAUUGGUUUUAAACAUUCAGGAGGUCCAUAUGGAGAAAAUUUAGCUCUUGGUCUUAAUGAUGCAACAUCAGUUGUUAAUAUGUGGUAUUCCGAGAUUAAAUACUACAGUUGGAAUCAUCAAUAUUCAAGUUCAACUGGACAUUUUCUGCAAGUGGUCUGGAAAUCUACAAGUAAAUUGGGCUGUGGUAGAUCUGGUAAUUUUUGGAUUUGUUCUUAUUCAUCACCUGGAAAUUUACUGGGAGCUUUUGCUCAAAAUGUUUUGCCUUUAGUUUAA